ACUUUUGUCAGUUUCCUUUAAAGUUCGAAUUUUUUGUCAGUCUUUCCGUGUGUAGCCUGUUAGCUAGAGAUCAUUACUGUAAAAAGGGGUCCAUUGCUUGUUGAGAUGGAUGUUGCUUAUAUAAAGAUCCAACCUUGGCCACCAAACAACUUUCAGCUUGCAAUUCAUUCACAUUUGAACUAGAAUGGGGGACUUCUCUUUACUUCAAAACACCCCAGUUGAGUUACCUACAGAGGGAGUUGAUGAGAGAGUGAAAAUGUUGCUCGAGUACUUCAAAUCAGAAGAAGACAUGGGAUGUGGCGACAGCUUUGCAGAGAGAGCUGAAUGGUACUAUCAGAAACGCCCUCAACUUCUUGCUUUACUUCGAGACUUGUACAAUGGGUACACAGCCUUGGCGGACAGAUGCAGUAGAAUGGAAAAGGGCAAGAAACUUAGCAAUCAUUUCUCAUAUCCGAUGUUAAUGGCUCUUGAUGAUGACCAAGAUCAAGAAGGUAGUGGUGGAUCUAGCAGCUGCCAGUUUCUUGAUUGGGAUGCUGAGAGUUCUAUGUCUUACCAACAACCAACAACCCCCUUUCAAGAUGGCAGUGAUACCGUUCUUGGCAUCGAUGAGGUUGUAGUUGAUCUUGUAAUGAAGAAUGUAGAGAACGAUAUAUUAGCAGACCAGCUUAGUGAAAUGGAGAAGCAGCAGCAAGGCCAAGAAUCAAUAUGGAGAAAAGUAGAGCUAUUAAAGAAACUUCUUGAGGUGUUAGAGUCAGAGAGGAUAGUGUUACUGAAUGAGAAUGUGAGAUUGGGGUACAAAAUGCAAGCUGUGUUGGAAGAAAACAAAGGGUUGUCAUCUGAAGCAGUGUUCUUAAAGAGGAAAGCUGGUGAGCUAGCUAGGUGUGUGUUAAAAAUGAGGGAGGAUCAUAGGGUGUCUAUGCUUACUAGAAAAAUUGAGGAUCUUCAAGGACAGAUAUAUGGGUUGGAGAUGAGAAACAAGGACUACUAUCUGCAGUUGUUGAGGAAAGAGCUGCAAGGAGAAGAGAAAAUCAGCAGCAGAAAAGAUGAUGGCGUCGCUUUUGUAGGCUGUUGCUUUCAAAUAGAGAAGCUGAAAUUGAAGAAAAAGGAUGGAGCUUCUGUUAGUAAAGGUGGUGCAAAGAGACGGCCAAAAUGGUGGGAAAAGGUCAAGAGCAUGGACUUGUUUAUGUGUGGCUUUCAGUGUUCCCCUUGACAUUCCAUGGCUACCUCCCCAGACUGUUACCGCUGCUGCAUCAGAUGGGAGUUCCAGGCAGAUAUUUUUAGUUUUUUCUUCUUCCUAGUUUGGCUCAUAUCAAUUAAGUAUGGGAUAAUACUAUCUGAUGUCUUAAAUUCUGUUUAAUCCUAAUAGAGAUAGUAAUAUUUUAUCUAAUUAGAUAUUCAUAUAUGUUUUAGCUGAUGCUCAAAAGUUGGAUGGAAAAAUGUUGAUUCUGGCUUAAAAACUCAGUGGAUUGUGUGAAUUUGGCACACAGAUUUUUCCAAGAAAUUUGAGUAUCAAUGCCUAAAUUGCUCGUGGGAUAUUGAA
Populus trichocarpa (black cottonwood) is the source of this 1540-nucleotide messenger RNA. Its product is annotated as kinase-interacting family protein. The transcript has a single exon. The coding region runs from base 185 to 1210 and encodes 341 amino acids. Gene Ontology annotation, molecular function: actin binding. NCBI's taxonomy places the organism in Eukaryota, Viridiplantae, Streptophyta, Magnoliopsida, Malpighiales, Salicaceae. The record is from RefSeq and is a predicted model, not a curated record.